Caenorhabditis sp. 36 PRJEB53466 is the source of this 435-nucleotide messenger RNA. The record is from the annotation of a GenBank genome assembly. NCBI's taxonomy places the organism in Eukaryota, Metazoa, Nematoda, Chromadorea, Rhabditida, Rhabditidae.
AUGGUUAGCUUAUCGCGAACAUUUUCACACAAAUAGAGUCAAUUUCAGAAAAUCAGACUGUUGUGUCUCACUUUCAUUUUGGCUGUUCGUUGCCAAUUCGACGAGAAGACCAAGGAAAGUGUGUGCAAAAACUAUCCGUGCCAUCCGCAUACGGAAUGCCAAGCCAUUCUGAGAGCAAAGGAAGGAAAUUCCGAGUGGUACUACGAGCCGCUUUGCAUGAAAGGUAUUCGGAAUCAGAUCGAUCUCUUUGACGCACCGGAUACUUGUUCAGUUCCCUCUUGCGCCACAAAACAAUGCGAUCCCGGGGAGAAGUGCGUGAUGAUAAAGGUACAGUGCCGUCUGACUCCGUGUUUCAAGCUCCCCACGUGCCUUCCGGAUGUCAACGACGCCUCCCCCGAAUACCAGAUGCCGCCGGCGCUUUUAGUGCGAAAAUAA